Parathielavia appendiculata is the source of this 2388-nucleotide messenger RNA. RefSeq lists its product as uncharacterized. Bases 1 to 2388 code for a protein of 795 amino acids. The transcript has 5 exons. Gene Ontology annotation, biological process: regulation of transcription by RNA polymerase II; DNA-templated transcription. The record is from RefSeq and is a predicted model, not a curated record. Gene Ontology annotation, cellular component: chromatin. Lineage: Eukaryota; Fungi; Ascomycota; Sordariomycetes; Sordariales; Chaetomiaceae. Gene Ontology annotation, molecular function: DNA-binding transcription factor activity, RNA polymerase II-specific; RNA polymerase II cis-regulatory region sequence-specific DNA binding; zinc ion binding.
AUGACACAGCGUGAUGUUAGCAAUGGCCGAUCCCUGGGAUUCCACCGCUGCCCCGUCUGCUUCAAGACGUACAAGCGACGUGAGCACCUACAACGCCAUCGCAGCUCACACACGUCGGAGCGACGGCACCGCUGUGGCACGUGCGGUGCUGCUUUCCAGCGAUCCGAUGUGCUGAGGCGCCAUCUCCAGACCUGCGAUGGCCCGGCUGCCCCGUCGUCCAGCCGACGACGCUCUUGCGACCGCUGUGUCCGCCAGAAGAAGGCGUGCAAUGCCGCCCAACCGUGCCUCAACUGCGAAAGAAGGUCGCUCGAGUGCCGCUAUUCAAGUUCAAACCAGUUGGCGUCACUCCCAGUACAGCCCGCAGUACCCCCGGCUGACUCCAGUCACGCACACCUUCAACCUAGCCCCAACACACAAGCAAGGCCUGGCCAUUGUGAACCUAUCGACUUCACGUUCGACCACAUCCCGUUCGAUGAUCUCGACACCUUCAUCGCGCAGGCAGUGUCGCAGUUCCCCAUGUUGGAUGGCCCAUCGCCUGACCCCUGGCCUGACAAUGCGAGCUUCACCCAGUCGCAGGCGACGACGGCCUCCAGAGGCAUCGAUCCAUUCCCGCAGGAGCGGUCGGAGACCUCGAGCUACCGCGGGUACUCGUUCCGCUUUCUCUCCGAACGCACCAGCCGGACCGGUCUGGUGUCGUCGUUUGAAUGCGCCACUCUUGCCCAGCGCCAACAGGUUGUCGCGGCGUUUCACCAAUCCCAAUACAUUGAACAGCAGCCCCCGGACUUUCUGCUGGCCGUUCCGUCGCUGCCUAUUUCGGCUGAUGAAGUCGACCCACAGAACCCAUCACUCCCCCUGGGCCUUGUUUUUCCAGAAACCGACCUCUCCUCGUGGUCCUCUUGGACUCACGAUCCCGUUGUUAUCAAGCUGCAACAAGUCGUCUUGCUCGUCAAGAAGGUCGUCACGACCAAGCCACAUGACAGGACCAUCACAAUAAACUGGUCGGCGGCACUCGAACACAGGUGCCGGCAAUUCUUCUCGCCUCCGAGAUUCGCCAAGUUCAUCGAGCUGUACUGGUCGGUCUGGCACCCCAACGUCAACAUCCUUCACCGUCCUACCUUCGACACGGCCAGUUCCAAACCGAUUCUGCUGGCCGCGAUGGCUUUGAUCGGCUCCUGUGUCUCCCCGGAUCCGGUCGACAUCGAAGACGCCAGGAUGUGGUUCAAUUGCGUCGAGGAGAUGGUGUUCACCGAUGACGACUUCUGCAGAGACAUUGAGCCGCCCGCCGUCUGCGACAUCACGUUGCCCAUCAACACCGUUGUGAACCGACCGACACUCGAAGCACUCCAGGCCGCUCUCAUCGUCUGCCUCUACCAGAACUGGGAAGGCACCGACGCGAGCAAACGACGGAUCCGACGCCAUCGCUUCAGCACUGUGGUAUCUACAGCGAGAGACGUCGGCAUCGACACGGCACGCCACCUGGACUAUACCAUGCAGCCCAAGCAUGAGUUCAACUGGGGCGAGUACGUGAUGAGGGAGGGCUUGAUCCGGAUCUUCAUGUGGGUCUUCCUGGUUGACACGGCGUUUGUCAUCUACAACAACCUCCCGCACCGGAUGGUCAUCAAGGAGAUGAAGAUGCACAUGGCGAGUCCCGAGGCCUGCUUUCAAGCCGUGACGGCAGAGGAGUGCAUCGGCCAGAUCCACCGCUGGAUGCCGCCCACCAGCCCCUUUUGCACUCUCCUCUUGCGCGAGGCGAUCGAGAAUAUCUGCCUCGACACGAUGACGCCCGAAUCGCAAUGGCAAUUCGCCCAGCUCGGGCCACUCAAUCUGUUCGCGAUGGUGUCAGCAAUCCACUACAUGAUUUUCCAACACCAAAACCUCCUGGCCGUCGAAGGCCAGCUGGUCCCCAUCCGCAACGGCCUGCGCAACUGGAUCGAAAUAUGGGAAAAGUACGCCGAGGUGCCGCCGGCGCUCUCCCCGCACUGUUCGCUGCAAGAGCACGAGGACCACCACCAAACACCCGGGUCACCCCUGCUGGUGCCCGAGCUGAUGUGGAAGCGUAUCGGCUUCAUCCGCUUCUCCCCCGAGUACUGGUUACUCGGAAGCCUCAUCACGGACCGGCUGUCCGCGCAGACCACGACGGUGACUGCAGCAACGGGUACCUCCGCCCUUGAACAGUCGAUGUCGUUAUCGGCUGCUAUUAGUCCCGGAGGAGGGGGAGGAGGAGGGGGAGGAGGAUCCAUAUCAUCCGAAUCGUCGAGCAGUGUGCGCUGUGGCGGCGUCAAGGCGAGGUCUACUGAGCCAAUUUUGGGCAAGUAUGACCAGACUAGUUUGCGCCAGCUGGAUGAUUUGAUUACAGGCUUUCAGAAGUUUGGUAUUGGAUCGUCGUAG